Drosophila serrata is the source of this 1350-nucleotide messenger RNA. Its product is annotated as nitric oxide synthase-interacting protein homolog. Lineage: Eukaryota; Metazoa; Arthropoda; Insecta; Diptera; Drosophilidae. The record is from RefSeq and is a predicted model, not a curated record. Gene Ontology annotation, cellular component: nucleus. Gene Ontology annotation, molecular function: ubiquitin protein ligase activity.
UAAUUUGACGGACAUGCUUCUCUCACUGUAUUUUUUUCAAUGCAGGUUACGGUCACACUUCGCUUUUGGUAAAUAAAAUCUUCAGAAACUUAAGAAAACAAUCAACUAUUUGGAAUGACACGCCACGCCCGUAACUGCACGGCAGGAGCCGUCUACACAUACAACGAGAAGAAGCGGGAUGCAGCAGAGUCCGGCUAUGGGACGAACGCCCAGCGGCUGGGCAAGGAUUCCGUAAAGUCCUUCGACUGCUGCUCCCUCACGCUGCAGCCAUGCCGAAGGCCUGUGGUGACCAAGGACGGCUACCUGUUCGACAAGGAGGCCAUUCUGCAGUACAUUGUCACCAAGAAGAACGAGUACAGCCGCCGGCUAAAGGAGUACGAGCGGCUGCGUCGCGCCGAGGAGGAUCAGCUGAACCAGGAGGCCAACACACAGCAGCAGGCGCGCAUGGAUCGUUUUGUGAACGCCGAGAAGCCAGCGAUGACACCCGCUCAUACAGCAGCUAAAAACAGCGAGAAGCCGUCCACGUCUGCCUCUGCCGCCGCUGCGGCAGCAUCCGGCUCCUCCUCCAGUUCCACUUCCAUCUCCAACAUGACCAACGGGCAUGAAAAGAAGCUGCCCAGCUUCUGGCUGCCUUCGGAAUGUCCCAAUGCUGGUUUGGCCAAAGCCAAAAAGCCGGAUCCUGCCAUCUACUGUCCCGUAUCGCAGCAGCCGCUAAGAGUCAAGGAUCUGAUCGAUGUAAAGUUCACGCUGCUCAAGGAUGGCGAUGCCAAGCGCUCGCUGAUUGCCAAGGAGGCGCGCUACAUGUGCCCUAUAACCCACGAUGUGCUCAGCAAUGCUGUGCCCUGUGCCGUGCUGCGUCCCACCGGCGAUGUGGUGACCAUGGAGUGCGUAGAGCGACUGAUUAGGAAGGACAUGAUCCAUCCUCUGACCGAUCGCAAACUCAAGGACAAGGAUAUCAUUCCCCUGCAGCGAGGCGGCACUGGCUAUGCAACCACCAAUGACAAUCUGCAGGCCAAGGAGAAGAGGCCCAUGCUUCAGGUCUAAAAUAUACAUAUAUAAACAUAUAGACACCCAGAAAAUACUUGUUAAGAUGAAAGUUAUGUUUGUAACCCUAAGCGGAAAUGUAACAUCUUAGGUUUCUUUUAACUUUUCAUUUUUUUAGAGUUUUACAUGCAUUUUUAUCCUCCGAGAUAUUCAAAUCAAGUUCUAUAGCUGGUUUUAAGUUACUUUUGUGUUAAAACGUCUUUGCCAAACCCUUAUAUAUUCCUAUUUUAUAAGUCUAAUUUCUUUUUUAUUCGAAUGAAUAACAAAACCACAGUCAGUAAGAAAAUUAAACAGAAUUAAUUUGAA